AUGUCGUACGGGGAACCAACAGAAACAGUACCUGUAAAAGCACCUGAGCCUUCAAAAACUGAAACAUCAACUGAACCAGCUAAGACAACUCAACAGGAACAGAGUCAGCUCAAUGACGGGAAGGAAGAUGCUAAAACACGGAAACCUUCAGGUUUCCAAACAAAUGAGUAUGCUGACGCCCAGCUUCAAGAGAUUGUCAGAAAAAUGCGUGAAAGGGCAACAGUCUAUAAGGAAAAGCUGAAAGACCCUGUGCUGUCCUCCCCUGAAGGCAGUCCUACAGCUUCACCGUCAAAGAAGCCACCUCCACCCCCACCAAAAGAAGAAAAAAAAGAAGAAAAGAAAGAGGAUGCAGAAGCAAAGCCAGAGGAGGAUCAUUACUGCGACAUGCUGUGCUGCAAAUUCAAAAAACCUCCACUGAAAAAAUACAUGGAGUAUCUGCGACUACCAGAGAGCAUAGACUCCUACACAGAUCGCCGUUACGUAGCGUGGCUCAUGCUUGUGACAGUCGCCUAUAAUUGGAAUUGCUGGUUUAUUCCCCUUCGCUUUGUGUUUCCCUAUCAAACCCCGAGUAAUACAAUAUAUUGGUUUGCCGUGGACGUCAUUUGUGACAUCUGCUACCUGUGUGACUUACUGAUUUUCCAGCCCCGAGUGCAAUUUUUAAAAGGUGGAGAUAUAAUAUCAGACAGAGUGGAAAUGAAGAAAUUCUACCACAGCUCUACGAAGUUUCGGCUCGAUGUGAUAUCAGUAUUGCCGUUUGAAGUUUUAUACUUUUUCUUUGGAUUUAACCCAGCAUUUAGAGCAAAUAGGAUGCUAAAGCAUAACACAUUCUUUGAAUUUAAUGAUCGUUUGGAAGCUAUUCUGGACAAAGCAUACAUUUACAGGGUCAUUCGAACAACUGGAUACUUGCUGUUUAUGUUGCACAUUAACGCGUGCGUGUAUUACUGGGCUUCAGACUAUGAAGGACUCGGCAGCACUAGAUGGGUGUACGAUGGCAAAGGAAACAUGUACCUGAGGUGUUACUACUGGGCCGUGCGUACAUUAAUCACCAUUGGUGGCCUUCCAGAGCCACAAACUCUGUUUGAGAUCAUUUUCCAACUGCUGAAUUUUUUCCUGGGCGUCUUUGUCUUCUCCAGCUUAAUUGGUCAGAUGAGAGAUGUCAUCGGAGCGGCUACAGCAGGACAGACCUACUACCGCUCCAGUAUGGACAACACUGUCUCCUACAUGAACACUUACUCUAUCCCAAGAGUUGUCCAAAAUCGUGUUAGGACCUGGUAUGAAUACACCUGGGACUCUCAGGGAAUGCUGGACGAAUCAGAAUUACUGGAGCAGAUGCCAACCAAAAUGCAAUUAGCCAUUGCGAUUGAUGUGAACUUCGCCAUCGUCAACAAAGUCGACUUAUUCAAAGGGUGCGAUACCCAGAUGAUAUACGACAUGCUGCUAAGGUUGAAAUCCAUUGUGUAUUUACCUGGUGACUUUGUCUGCAAAAAGGGGGAGAUUGGCAGAGAGAUGUACAUCAUCAAACAGGGGGAAGUUCAAGUCCUUGGAGGCCCCGAUGGUACCAAAGUUCUGGUUACACUCCGAGCAGGAGCUGUAUUUGGGGAGAUCAGCCUAUUAGCUGCAGGAGGAGGAAACCGAAGGACUGCCAACGUGGUGGCUCACGGUUUUGCCAACCUUUUCAUUCUGGACAAGAAAACACUCAACGAGAUCUUGGUGCACUACCCCGACUCAGAAAAACUUCUUAUGAAGAAAGCAAAGGUGCUGCUGAAGGAGAAGGGGAAACCUGCUCCAGGACCUCCAGCACAACAACCACGGGGCCUGGCCGGUCUGUUUGGGCAGAAACAGGAGACUCCAAAAUUGUUUAAAGCCAUGCUUGGAGGUAAAGGAAAAGAAGGGCUGGCGAAGCUGCUGCAGCUGAAGAGAGAACAAGACAUUCAGGUAACGCCACAGAAAACAGAGUGGGUCAUUUCGGGAGCUGAAGAGGGAAAAAGGAAAGACACUGGGAGGGCCCAGGCAAACAGAGCGGGGGAAAAUGUAGCCUUAAUGAAGGAAGCUCAAGCUGAAGAAGAGAACAAACCUGAACCAGAGAAGAAACCUGCGGAGCCCACGGCCCCUGCACCCCCUGCGCAGAGGGAAGAGCCGGCCGCAGCUGCCAAGCCCAAACCUCCUGCAGCCAUGCACAGAGGAACCUCUAACGAGUCCCUGAUCAUCAGUAUGUCUCCAUCCCCCAGAGCAGGAGAAGGAGAGAUCCUUAAAGUCGAAGCUAAAGAGAAAAAAAAGAAGUAGAUGGUGCUUUGGGCUGUGGCCCCGUCUAUUGUCUUGCUGAAUUCAGAGAGCUAGCGUGACG
Calidris pugnax (ruff) is the source of this 2344-nucleotide messenger RNA. It is a transcript of the gene CNGB3, whose product is annotated as cyclic nucleotide gated channel beta 3. Bases 1 to 2283 code for a protein of 760 amino acids. The transcript has 18 exons. Gene Ontology annotation, cellular component: photoreceptor outer segment; plasma membrane; intracellular cyclic nucleotide activated cation channel complex. Gene Ontology annotation, biological process: monoatomic cation transmembrane transport. Gene Ontology annotation, molecular function: protein-containing complex binding; cGMP binding; intracellularly cAMP-activated cation channel activity. Lineage: Eukaryota; Metazoa; Chordata; Aves; Charadriiformes; Scolopacidae. The record is from RefSeq and is a predicted model, not a curated record.